This is a messenger RNA of Elgaria multicarinata webbii, 3239 nucleotides long. RefSeq names its product RNA binding motif protein 24 (gene RBM24). The record is from RefSeq and is a predicted model, not a curated record. The coding region runs from base 361 to 1050 and encodes 229 amino acids. Gene Ontology annotation, cellular component: nucleus; cytosol. Gene Ontology annotation, molecular function: mRNA 3'-UTR binding. Lineage: Eukaryota; Metazoa; Chordata; Lepidosauria; Squamata; Anguidae. The transcript has 4 exons. Gene Ontology annotation, biological process: positive regulation of myotube differentiation; regulation of alternative mRNA splicing, via spliceosome; mRNA stabilization.
GAGGGCUCUUGAAUCGCCUGCGGCUGGGCCCGGUGCUUCCUCCGGAGUUGCCGCCACCGCCGCCGCCCUCUCCUCCUUCCUGACACCAUCUACCUCUCCAAGGCAGCUUGCGAGGCUUCCUGUCCGCCUGAAGGCAACGGGCUGGUCGGAAGAGAGCGAGGGCGGCUGUUUUGCUUUGAGGGGGGGAAAGAAAGGGGCUUGCUGAGCGGCCGGUGGGCGAAGUUGGCUGGGCGUGAGUGGGCACGCGCGCGCGGAGCCGCCGUUGAGCAGCUGCUGCUGCGGGAGUUCCUUCGCCCGCACCUCGCUCCUUGUUGGUCUUUGCGCGGGGCUCGCAGGCGUGGAAGCGGCAUCUUUUGGAAGAUGCACACGACCCAGAAGGAUACCACGUACACCAAGAUCUUCGUCGGGGGUCUGCCCUACCACACCACGGACUCCAGCCUCCGCAAGUACUUCGAGGUCUUCGGGGAGAUCGAGGAAGCCGUCGUCAUCACCGACAGGCAGACGGGCAAAUCCCGGGGAUACGGCUUUGUGACGAUGGCUGACCGUGCGGCUGCGGAAAGGGCCUGCAAAGAUCCUAAUCCAAUCAUUGAUGGAAGAAAGGCUAAUGUGAAUCUAGCAUACCUAGGAGCAAAACCAAGAAUAAUGCAGCCAGGUUUUGCCUUUGGUGUUCAGCAGCUUCAUCCAGCAUUAAUACAGAGGCCUUUUGGGAUCCCUGCUCAUUAUGUAUAUCCACAGGCUUUUGUGCAACCAGGAGUAGUCAUUCCACAUGUCCAGCCUACAGCAGCUGCUGCCUCCACCACACCCUACCUUGACUACACUGGAGCGGCAUAUGCUCAGUAUUCAGCUGCUGCCGCCGCCGCUGCAGCUGCAGCCUAUGACCAGUAUCCCUAUGCAGCAUCCCCAGCUGCUGCAGGAUAUGUCACUGCUGGGGGUUAUGGCUAUGCAGUCCAGCAACCAAUCACUGCAGCAGCACCUGGGACAGCUGCAGCAGCUGCUGCUGCUUUUGGCCAGUACCAACCACAACAGCUGCAAACAGAUCGUAUGCAAUAACAGAAGGACCUGUGAAGAAAGUUCUCUUUCUUAUUCUUCCUAUAUUUUUACCUUCCAGCCUUCCAAUAGAAAUAGUUUUAAAAGAGGCAAUUAACCAUAACUCUUCCAGCUUUAAGGAAAGCUGCAAUGCAAUAUAGUAUUACAAAAGCAAAUGCCACUGUCUUUGUACAGUAUACAUCCAUAUCAUGGGUGGUAUUGUGGGGUGGAUCUUUGUAAGAGUUUCAUAAUAUCAGCCCAGGCAUCAUCCUAUCAUGAAAGGAUGACAGAAGUAACAAAAGAAGCUUAUAUUAAACAAAAAAGCCUGUAGAAGAUACAUUUUACAAUAUCAGGGAAAAAAGUCCAGGUGAGCAAUAUGUAGCCUGUAUCAAGUUGAAGAUGACUAUUUAAAUGUUGAAAGCACUGACUGUCAUUGCUACUUUUCAUUAUGGCCUACAGAACUUUCUUUGAAUAAUAAGAAAAUGUUUUCUGAUGAUCUCAUAACGGGCAUCGAACAAACUAAGGAACGUGGCCUUUGUGGGGGAAAGGGUGGACAGGCACCAAAGUUAUUUUCUCAUCUGUCCUCUGUAUGAAUGGGACUAUGGAGCAAGUGGUGUGGAAUUAAUGGGUGCAACAGCUGUACAGACAAUCAAUAACACAGACCGUUCUGGAAAGAACUCAUCACUUGUGCUUGUUUGAUGAGCUUGUCACAUUCUAAUCCCUCUCCCCCAUCCUGUUUCACUUUUAGGAAACUUUGACUGCUGGUGUCAGCUAUUCUGAUUCUGAAAUAGGAUCAGCUCUUUACUACAACAGCCCUCUCUUUUUAUUUAUUGUAUCUAUUCAUGGCUUGCGAAUAAAGGCAGGAAGAAAUUUGCUGAAUUUAAACCUUUAAGAACUGUGUUAAGGGAUGGGAGGAAUGAUUUGUAUACAAUUUAAUACCUAUUUAAAUAUUUAUUUGCAAAACAUAGGUCUUUUCAUGAGACAGCUUGUGGAGAUUGCAGUUCUUCAAGGGUUAAUGCUAUGUGGGUUAUAUUGUGCCUUAAUUGUAAUGCUAUUUAAAGAAAUAUUUAUUUUGAAAGUUCUACUAUGCUGCGCUCUAAAGAAAACAACCUUAGAUGUGAAACUGUAAAAUUAUGUAUUCAUCUCAUGGUAUAAGUUAUUUAGCAGGUUUAGCUAUGGUAUAUAAAAUAUUAACCUAAUGAACUAAAGAUGCUGACAUGGGUUUAUUUAAAUUCAAUAAAUACACAAUUUUAUAAGGGUACUUUUAAAAACACGUUUUUAAAGGUUUUGAGCUUAAAAAUGCUAGUUUCAUGAUUUUCCCUUUAUCUCCUUGACCGUAAAAACUGUUUUCUUGGAAGAAAGCACUAUUGAUUUUCAGUGAAACUUACUUCCUUGGAAGUGGGAAUUGGUAAAGGGAUUGGGCCAUAAAGUUAUAAUACUCCACACACUUGCUAUUAAUGCAUUGCUGUUGUGGAACAGGAACUGCUUCUGUGUGGUCUGGUAACAUAGCUCACCAAUAAUGCCUGGAAAUGGGCACCAUGUGAAUCAGAUGAAUGGUGUUGGAAAUAACCAUGUGAUUUGUCCAGUCCAUGGAAUUCCUGUUUGCAGGCAGUACUGGUGCCACAUGGGACUGAACGGCAUGGAAAGAGUUCUUAUGCCACAAUAAUAGCAUAUAAUUAGGCCUAAGUCCCACUGAUUGUAAUGGGACUUUGUCCCAAGAAUGUAUAUAGAAAAUUAGAUCUGAAGCCCCAAUCUUAAAUGCAAUAUGUGGAAAUAAAUUCCCAUAAAUCGAUCCACACAAUGUGUUUAGGGUGGGUUGCCAGUAUUUUCUCCAACAAAAAUAGUUUUUCACUUUCAUCUCUGAAUAGAUCAACUCUUAUUCCUUUGCUAGGAAACGCUGCUUUACAUUGUCCUGUGAAACUGCAAUAACUUGCAAUUUUUAUUCUUGACUUAAAAAGGAAUUUAAUAUUUUACACUGUAUUGGAAUCUUUUUAUACUUGAACAAUUUCAUACAAGGGAAGACAGGAUAGCAUUUUUAUGGACUUUAUCCAAUGUCACUGGAUUUUCUUUGAAUACUAGCCAGUGUUAUAUAAGGUAGAUAACAUGACUCUCAUGUGCAUGUUAUUUAUUAUGUAUAUUACUUUAUAAUGUUUCAAAUCUUCUAAUCUAUACACUUGUAUUAAGAAAAACAAUAAAAACAUUGUUGAAUCCAA